AUGCACAUAAUAAGAGGGGACCCCGAGUUCUCCACUACCUACGUGAUGGAUAGAAACUAUUGUUGGUUGAUUGGAAAUUGCGCUCGUCGGACAAAAUGUUGCACCAGCUCUGCAAGUAAGAGGCUGGGUUGGUGA
This is a messenger RNA of Trichoderma gamsii, 135 nucleotides long. RefSeq lists its product as hypothetical. NCBI's taxonomy places the organism in Eukaryota, Fungi, Ascomycota, Sordariomycetes, Hypocreales, Hypocreaceae. Bases 1 to 135 code for a protein of 44 amino acids. The transcript is spliced from 2 exons. The record is from RefSeq and is a predicted model, not a curated record.